Molecule: messenger RNA, 1390 nt
Organism: Xiphophorus couchianus (Monterrey platyfish)
Lineage: Eukaryota; Metazoa; Chordata; Actinopteri; Cyprinodontiformes; Poeciliidae
Product: T-cell immunoglobulin and mucin domain-containing protein 4-like
Exons: 10
Coding region: 456-1241 (261 amino acids)
Biological process (GO): cytoskeletal rearrangement involved in phagocytosis, engulfment; apoptotic cell clearance
Molecular function (GO): phosphatidylserine binding
Source: RefSeq, a predicted model, not a curated record
CUGUGUGGCGUUGGAGUUGUUGUCACUGGAGGAAUGCUUCCUGAUGGAGGCAACAUGUGAAGAGUUUUAAUCUCCUCUCUGAACUUGUGAAUGGUUGUGUGACCACCUUGGGAGACAAGUCAGAGUUGAGCCAUAGGUGUUUGAUAUAUGAGGCCACUUCCUUUGUUUGCCGGUGCUAACAUGUUUAAGUUUUCUACGGCUGGCAGGCCAGAUUACCCACAGCUGCAGCACAUCAGGCUCAGCAGAGGAACAGCUCGGAUGAGUGGCUGAGGCAGGAGAGUGUUGCCAAAGACUUGGAAACAGAACAGGCCACUGCAGCAUCAGAACUGUGAUCUCAGGACCACAACUCAGUGGUGGAUGACAGAGAUGAAGGCAGGAUGUGGAGAAAGAUUUGACAGAGGAAAAGCAGAACUUCAUGAUUUGACUAACAACGGGCACAAUCUGAUCUAGAGUGUAUGUGGUGGCAGAAAUACAUGGUAGCCUCUCUUAAGGAUAUGCCUGUACAAUACCCUACGCUGAUGUGUGGUCUUUUGAUUCCUUUCCUUCUUAUCCUGAUCCAAGUGUCAUCCUGCACCGUUACAGUCACUGGCUACAUUGGACAGGAUGUCACUCUGCCCUGCAGUUAUGAUGUCCAAGCUAACGGAGUCCUCAGUUUCUGCUGGGGACACGGGAAGGUGCCCCGAUCCAAAUGUAGCAACACAAUCCUCUUGUCGGAUAAUGGGAAUGUGACUUUCAGAGAGUCCCCCAGGUACCAGCUGCUGAGCCAGGUCAUGCAGGGUGAAGUUUCCUUGACCAUCGUUAAAGCUCAGAAAACAGAUUCUGGGGUUUACGGCUGCAGGGUGGAGAUUCCUGGCUUGUUCAACGACCAAAAGAUCAACGUACACCUGACCAUGGAAGAAGCUCCUAUGGAAGAACUUGACAUCCAAAGCUCAACAGACUGUGACACUGUGACAGUAAGCAAAGGCUCAAAAAUAGCAAAAAUUCAUAGUGCAACAAGUCAGUUUAUAACAUCAGAAAGGAAAGUGAAAAAUGAAAUGGUUAAUUUUUCACCGCAUGAAAUUUUCAAAGCCCUCUUAGAAGCAGAGAACAUUGGAAGGAUUGCAGUUAUUUUCUUCCUCACCAUAAUCCUAAUCCUCAUCCUCAUCAUCAGGAGGAAGGUCCUGAUGGGGAGGACGACACCUCAGCAGCUCAACACCAUCACAGCUGAAAAUAUUUACGAGACCAUCCCAACGACUAAAUGAUGCUCUGCAGGUUUCUACUGACCUUAAGGCAGUGUUUCUCAAUUCUGGUCCUCACGCCCCCUGCCUGCAUGUUUUAGGUGUUUCCCUUCUGCCACACGCCUGGAUGAAUAAUGGGUGAUUAACAGGCUUCUGCAGUACUUGAUGGUCAC